This is a messenger RNA of Somion occarium, 836 nucleotides long. The record is from the annotation of a GenBank genome assembly. NCBI's taxonomy places the organism in Eukaryota, Fungi, Basidiomycota, Agaricomycetes, Polyporales, Cerrenaceae.
AACUCUCACCUACUACUCACACACCUCAGAUUGUCAUAAUAUGAGCGUCACUAGACCAGCCCCCAAGAUACCUUACUUGCCUGACGUUCGUCGUGUCGUCACCGGUCACGACUCCGAGGGAAAGGCAGCCGUGCUUUCUGACGAAGUCGCGAAACCGACCUUCUGGUCGCCUGAAAGUACCAGCCCUGUACACGAUUACUACCGUACUGAGGAAACACCUGCAAUAAUCGAUUCCGAAGUUGCGACUGGAGAGUGGGACGAUGGCAUUACGAGUAAUCCUGCUCUCGUCAGUCCGAACGGAUCUACGUUUCGAACAAUUGACCUUGCACCUGGUCAGGUUGUGCCGAUGCAUCGCACUCAGACAAUCGAUUAUGGAAUUGUUGUAAAGGGCAGCGUUGUCUUGGAGCUGGACAAUGGUGAUCGUCGCAUAUUGAAAGAGGGCGACGUCUUCAUCCAGCGGGGUUCUGCUCAUAGUUGGAGAAACGAAACUGACGAUUGGGUCAGAACACACUUUGUCAUGAUAGGAGCGAAUCCUAUUCAUGUGAAUGGCGAAUCGUUACCAGCACAUGCCGUUGGUCCUCAGAACCCGUCGAAAUAACGACGUGCUAUGCAGUGGUCUUUCGUGGAUAUUUUGUUGACUUUGGCUCUGAAUUAAAAUGAGAACGGGCGGACUAAGUGUAACUACCGACGGUAGGGGGUCCUGUGACGGCUUGUUGCUUCUCAUCGUUCCCGCGACUGAGAGCUACCAGACGUUCAUAUGGCAUGUUUCCAAUUUACACCCAAUGCACCUCUUCAGGUGUCUUCUGGGUGCUUCUAUAUAUAGAGGCUAUCUUCUC